AUGCCGAUGCUUUCCAGAGGUGGGGUCAGCGAAGGUGACCGCUGCUUUGCUUCCUGUAGCACCCUGGAUCAGGUCUCACACAGUCCGGUCCGGGCUUCUUCCAUCAAAGGACUUUAUUACCAAAGGGCUCGGAAAGUCGUCCAUCCAGACCAGUUCCUGAGCGUGGAUCUUAAGAGGGAGAUCAUCGUCAACGUUGGUGGAAACAAGUACCUUCUACCCUGGAGCACGCUAGACGAGUUCCCCCUGACCCGCCUGAGCAGGCUGAAGUUUUGCAGGAAUCACGAGGAGAUCGCCGAGCUCUGUGACGACUAUGAUGAAGACAGCCAGGAGUUUUUCUUCGACAGGAGCCCCAGCGCCUUCGGGAUGAUCGUCAGCUUUCUGGCGGCCGGGAAGCUCGUGCUUUUACGGGAGAUGUGUGCCUUGUCUUUUAAGGAGGAGCUGAGAUACUGGGGGGUCGAGGAGUCCAACCUUGAGAAAUGCUGCUUGAGAAAGCUCCGGCAGAAGCUGGAAGAGUUGGCCGAGGUACAGAAGGAAGAGGAGCUGCAUAGGCAGAACGAGGACACCGGAGUCUCCACGGAGGACACUCGGUGGGGGCUCUUUAUGAGCCACCUUCGGGACAUGGUGGAAAACCCACAAUCGGGGCUUCCGGGGAAGGUGUUUGCCUGUCUCUCAGUCCUCUUUGUGGCUACAACGGCUAUAAGCCUCUGUGUCAGCACCAUGCCGGACCUAAGGGCUGAAGAAGACAGGGGUGAAUGUUCUCAGAAGUGCUAUUACAUUUUCAUCAUAGAGAGUAUCUGCGUUGCUUGGUUCUCUCUGGAGUUCUGCCUGCGGUUUAUCCAGGCCAGGAACAAGUGCCAAUUCUUCCAGGGACCCCUGAACAUCAUUGACAUCAUGGCUAUUUCCCCUUACUACGUGUCACUCUUUGUAUCUGAUGAUGCCCAAGGAGAGAGAGAGAAGUCCAGCAGCAACAACUACUUGGAGAAGGUGGGCCUGGUGUUACGGAUCCUGCGGGCCCUGAGGAUCCUGUACGUGAUGCGCCUUGCCAGGCACUCCCUGGGCCUGCAGACCCUCGGUCUCACUGUGCGCCGGUGCACCCGAGAAUUUGGCCUUCUCCUGCUCUUCCUCUGCGUUGCUGUCACCCUCUUUUCCCCCUUAGUCUAUGUGGCCGAGAAUGAAUCAGGGAGGGUCCUCGAGUUUACCAGCAUCCCAGCUUCCUACUGGUGGGCUAUCAUCUCCAUGACCACUGUGGGCUAUGGGGACAUGGUGCCCCGGAGCGUCCCGGGACAAGUGGUUGCACUGAGCAGCAUCCUGAGUGGGAUAUUGAUCAUGGCGUUCCCAGCAACGUCCAUCUUUCACACUUUCUCUCAUUCUUAUCUAGAACUGAAAAAGGAACAGGAGAGGCUGCAAGCCCGGCUUAGUCGCAUACAAAACACCAAUCUGUCCAACGAGCCUGUUCUGCAGGAAACAGACAAGCUGCUCUGA
Messenger RNA from Trichosurus vulpecula (common brushtail), 1482 nucleotides. RefSeq names its product potassium voltage-gated channel modifier subfamily G member 4 (gene KCNG4). Lineage: Eukaryota; Metazoa; Chordata; Mammalia; Diprotodontia; Phalangeridae. Gene Ontology annotation, molecular function: delayed rectifier potassium channel activity. Gene Ontology annotation, biological process: protein homooligomerization; potassium ion transmembrane transport. The record is from RefSeq and is a predicted model, not a curated record. Gene Ontology annotation, cellular component: voltage-gated potassium channel complex; membrane. Bases 1 to 1482 code for a protein of 493 amino acids. The transcript has 2 exons.